Molecule: messenger RNA, 2225 nt
Organism: Ilex paraguariensis (yerba mate)
Lineage: Eukaryota; Viridiplantae; Streptophyta; Magnoliopsida; Aquifoliales; Aquifoliaceae
Source: the annotation of a GenBank genome assembly
CCACUCAAGUCCUAAUCAAAAAAACAAACACCACUCAAGUGGUUGUGAAUUGUCAUGUCAAACGUUGUCUCCAAGGGGUUGUCAAUUGUCAAGUCACAACAAUUUAUAGCUCUCUGUAGUGAACGAGAACUCUAUUUUUCUCGUAUGUGAAUGUCAUGACCUGAGGUCUGUUGUAAUUUGAUUCUUGAAAAUGAUGAACACAGACGAAGAAGCUAUCAAAUCUCUUUCGGAUUCUGCUACAACUUUUUUCCUGAAUUGUAUCGAUCUCUCUAGUCCUGAUAUUCAACACUCUGUUUCUCUACUCAAACAGGCUUGCUUGGAUUCUGGUUUCUUCUACGUUAUCAAUCAUGGAAUCAGUGAGGAAUUCAUGGAUGAGGCUUUUUCCCAAAGCAAAAGGUUCUUUGAUCUACCCAUAAAGGAAAAAAUGAAGCUUCUAAGGAACAAGAAGCAUCGAGGAUAUACCCCUGUUCUAGAUCAACAUUUGGAUCCUAUCAAUCAAGUUCAUGGAGAUUACAAGGAGGGAUAUUAUAUUGGUGUUGAAGUACCUGAUGAUGAUUCUGACACAGAGAAGCCAUUUUUCGGGCCAAAUGUUUGGCCUUCGACAAAUAUUUUGCCCGGAUGGAGGCAAACUAUGGAGAAAUACCAUCGAGAAGUACUUGAGGUGGCAAAAGCAAUUGCAAGACUCAUAGCCCUUGCACUUGACCUUGAGGGAAACUUUUUUGAUCAGCAAGAAAUUCUUGGCAAGCCCAUUGCCAUGUUGCGCCUGCUACAUUAUGAAGGUCUAAUAUCUGAUCCCACAAGGGGAUUAUAUGGAGCCGGUGCCCAUUCUGAUUUUGGUUUGAUUACUCUCUUGGCCACUGAUGAUGUUGCUGGUCUCCAAAUAUGCAAGCAUAAGGAUGCCAAACCUCAGAUCUGGGAACAUGUGGCACCAUUGAAAGGAGCAUUUAUUGUAAAUCUCGGUGAUAUGCUGGAGCGCUGGAGCAACUCUAUGUUUAGGUCGACAUUACAUCGAGUUUUGGGGAAUGGUCAAAGAUAUUCUAUUGCAUUCUUUGUGGAGCCUAAUCACGAUUGCCUUGUUGAAUGCUUGCCAACGUGCCAGUCAGUAGAGAACCCUCCCAAGUAUCCUCCAAUUAAAUAUGAAACGUACUUGCUGCAGCGAUACAAGGAGACUCAUGCUGAUCUGAACUCUUAUAAAUAAAACCAAACUUAACUGACAAUGGCAGGGGACUUUUACCUGCAAUGCUUGCCACUGAAUCUGUACUGUGGAGUUUGUUGCCUAUACUACCUAGGUGUGUAUAUAAGUGUACCAACGCAUUAAGUUUGAGCAUCAUUCUAGAAUAAGGUCUUACAUGCUUUGUGUGCCUAUCGAAUCUAAAGUCGCAAUUAGGUUGGAUUAGUUUCCACGUUGCGAUUAAAUUUGCUAGUCAGGGUUAGGGAAUUACCACCAGACUCUUUGUAUACUAAAUCUGUAAGUUUAUCAGGUGUUAAGGGAAAUAUUUACAUUUUAAAUUUUAUUAUUAUUACUAGCCAUUGUCAAUAGUGCCCGAUAACAUUUGAUGUGUUAUUCUUUGUUCCACCUGGAGAACAUCUUACGUCAUUAAUAGAUAUUCUAAUCACGUUCUCUUUGAAUUUAAAAACGUAAAUCUUAAUCUUCAAUUUGUAUAAUCACCCAUAACCAAACGCAUCCAUUAAACCCAAAAUUUAUAUUAUUAGGGUAGCUCAAAUUCAAGAUGUGCAGAUUUAUAUCAUGCCAAAAAAUUUUAAGGUAGGGCUAUUUCUACCUUUUAAAUCUCUUUUUCUACCCCAUUAAUUUUCUUAUUUCAAACUACUAAGUUCACCACUUCUAUACUCAUCCCAUUAACAACUAAGUUCAUCUUAUUUAUCUCAUUAGACUAAACUACUAAAUAUAUAUUUCAAAGAAAUCAAAACAAAAAAAGUAAUUAAAGUCAAAUUUCAAUGUUCAAAUGUGAUUUAGAACAUUUUGAGGUAUUUUGUGAUAUUUUGACAUAUUUUCACCGUUGUCUUUAGAAUAUUUUGAUGUGACGCCCCUAAAACUGGGGGUCCUUUGUUUACCGUUGACCAUUCGUCAACUCGCGGAAAAACCCAUGAUUGUCGCCCAAUCCGACAUCACGUCAAUAGAAUCCCUUUAACUGGGAUUGUUACCUACACGUAUAACCUGUAUGUGUUCUACCAUUUUACCAACCAAGUUCUGAUAUACCCCAAUU